Messenger RNA from Plodia interpunctella (Indianmeal moth), 2917 nucleotides. It is a transcript of the gene Nup50, whose product is annotated as Nucleoporin 50kD. Gene Ontology annotation, biological process: protein import into nucleus. The record is from RefSeq and is a predicted model, not a curated record. The coding region runs from base 322 to 2100 and encodes 592 amino acids. Gene Ontology annotation, cellular component: nuclear pore. The transcript has 2 exons. Lineage: Eukaryota; Metazoa; Arthropoda; Insecta; Lepidoptera; Pyralidae.
UUGACAUUUUAAAUUCGCGUGUGUUUGUGGAACUGGGGCUGUUCGGCUGACUGGGCUGGGAUUUCGGAUUUGUCAUGUCAGAUUUGUGACAUUUUUUUGCGUUAGAAUAAGUGCGUGUUUUUUGCAAUUUUUCUAAAAAUCCCAUUAGAGAUACUUUUUAUGUUUUACUGCGUGAUUUUAUUAAAGCAGUUAGAUCAGUCACUGUUCACAUCUUCUCGAAAAUGAGUAAAAAGUAGUACCUGACGGCACGAGGACCUGCCGCAAGAAAACCUAUUUCGCUCUUCAAAUCUACUGUGAAAGUAAUAAUUAUAUAUAUAAAUAAUGUCUGUAAAACGACAAGCUACGACUGAUCUUAACCAUGAGAAUUGGAACGACGAUGAUCCAAGUGAGCGGGAAGAAAUGGGUACGUUCAAAGCAGCGCCUAAGGACGUUCUUGAAAAACGCGUGAUUAGGACUGCGAAAAGACGAUCACUAGUAUCCGGUGAUGAGCCAAAGAAAAGUGUUUUUAGUGGAUUCGGAGGUUUCAACAAGACACAACCUUCAUCAUUUGAUUUUUUGGCAAAUUUAACAAAUGGCAAUAAAAAUUCACACUCUACGGCAAAUAAGAGUGACACAACUGUGACAUCAACCAUAUUUAGUAACACACCAAUUUCAAGCAAUUCAAGUAAUGGUAUUUUUGGUGUACAAGGACCAUCAGAAUCCAAACCUAUGUUUGGAUUGGGCACAAGUCAACCAUCAUCAUCAAUGUUUGGGAGUACUACCACUAGUGCAUCUACAGCAAUGUUUGGGAGUACUACCACUAGUGCAUCUACAACAAUGUUUGGGAGUACUACCACUAGUGCAUCUACAACAAUGUUUGGGAGUACUACCACUAGUGCAUCUACAACAAUGUUUGGGAGUACUACUACUAGUGCAUCUACAACUACCGCUUCAUCAUUAUUUACUGCUACUAAAGCUGAUUCCACUGUUAACGACUCACCAUUCAAAAUUCAAACACCUAUGAAAUCAACCAGUGACAAGAAUGAGAUGAAGACUAAUAUGCCAAUAUCACAGGUAUCAUCCACUAUGUUUGGUGGACCAACUACAAAUAGCAGUAGUAAGUUAUUUACAAGCUCAACAAAUUCAUCACCAUUUAGCAUUAAACCUUCUACUACUCCAGUAACCCAAACCAGCACUGGUUCUUUAUUCACAUCUGGUUCUAAUUCAGUCAAUUCAAAUAAGCCUACAGAGAAAGCUGAUGAUAAAAAAAUUACUUAUUGUUCAAAGUUAAAAGGGUUGAAUGAGUCUGUUUCUGAUUGGAUCAAAAAACAUGUUGGAGAAACACCAUUUUGUAUUCUUACUCCAAUAUUCAAAGAUUAUGAAAAAUACUUAAAGGAAAUUCAAGAUGAAUAUCAAGGAGUAAGCAAAGAAAGUAAGACCACAGAAUCACCAUUCCAUAUACAAAACAAUACAUCAUUGCCAAAACCAACAGGUUUUAUGCUUGGAAGUGCUAUAAAUAAUACCGAAAAUGAAAAUAAUAAAACUGACACACAUAAAGUAGGAUUUGGUAUACCUAUGGCACCCACAGCAACUACUGCAACUUCAUCGUUAUUUUCCACAAAUACAAGUACUAACACUAAUGGAGCAGCACCAUUUUCAUUUGGUAUUGGGAAACCAUUUAGUUUCAGUUCUAAUGUUCAAGCACCUACCCCAUCGGAACCAAAAAAGGAUGAAGAAAAUGAAGAUGAAGAUGCACCUCCUAAAGUAGAAUAUAAACCUAUUUCUGAAGAAAACAGUGUUUAUGAACAGAAAUGUAAAGUUUUUGUUAAAAAAGAUGGAAAUUUUGUUGAUAAAGGUGUUGGUACUCUUUAUAUUAAGAAAGUUGGAGAAAAUGAUAAACACCAGUUGUUGGUCCGUGCAAACACAAGCUUGGGAAAUGUUUUAGUGAACUUAAUUCUUGCAUCAGUACUCCCCAUCCAACGCAUGGGGAAGAAUAAUGUUAUGAUGAUGUGCAUUCCAACUCCAGAUUCAAAGCCUCCUCCAGUUCCAAUACUUAUAAGAGUGAAAACUGGAGAAGAAGCAGACGAACUAUUAGAAAUGCUGAACAAAUACAAAUCAUGAAGAAAUAAUCAAGUAUAUUUAGAUACUUAUCUGGUUUAGACAUCAUACUAGACUGAAUAAAAAUUAUUUCAUUAAGAUAUGAUUUAAUAUUUUAUUGAUAUAAUUUGUAAUGGUUUUGUUUAUACUACUCAUUAAAAGUAAAAUUGUGAUAAAAUGUAGAUAUUUUUUUUUAGUAUGGGGCAAUGGGCAUAAAAAAUUUCUCGUAAAGACUCCAGUGAAAAUGUCCAGUAAUUUGUAUGAUAUCAAAAUUAUUAUAGAGAGGAAAUCAAAAUCAUACAUAUGCCGGUCCGGACUAGGACACAGCUUUACUGUUUUACUUUCUGAUAUGCGUAUGUCGUAGUCAUAUUGUCGAAUCCGCCGAAAAACUGCUACCUAACGUUCCGGAUUGUAAUGAGCGCAUCGCGUUUCUCACGGCAUCGGAUCGUGCCGCCAACAUUCAAUUUGAUACACCAAUUGAUAUCGAGAGUAGAACACAACUUGAUGCUAAAAUGCUUGAUGUAAAAACCCUUACAUACUCUGCCAAGAACCUAAUAUGUCUUAUGUAUUUUAUGCAUUAAGAGUAUAAAAAAGAAGCUUGGUUUGGUUGUUAUAUUACUAUGUAGCCAAGUUUUCUAUAACUUUAGCUCUUGCCUAUUCAUUGCCAAUUUACUGGAUAGUUAAUAGUUUAGAUGUCUAUGUGGCCGCAGCGACGAAUGGUUAUCUAAAACUAUAUCGAUUUAUGCUUAGCGUUAUUGAAUUGCGAAAUGCACACCCAUCAAUUUUGUAUCAUUGAAAUUAUGUACUAAGUACAUUAAUAAAAUUUGAUUCAUGAACUAUA